This is a messenger RNA of Anisakis simplex (herring worm), 303 nucleotides long. NCBI's taxonomy places the organism in Eukaryota, Metazoa, Nematoda, Chromadorea, Rhabditida, Anisakidae. The record is from the annotation of a GenBank genome assembly.
UCGGCGGGUACACCACACUCGAUGCGAGAGCCGUCACAGAUUUUAUCUCCGGGCGGUAUGCGUAUGCAAAUGCAACAGCAGCAAAUGGGAAUGUGCAUGCCAGGCCGUUCUCCAUUGGGCAGUCCAGGCAGUAUGCAUCCACCGCCGUCACCGUAUUUGGCCCGACCUCCGUCAAAUACAUCACCAUCAGCAGGCGCACCCCCCUACAUGCAACCGCAACCUCCUCAAGGAGCAGCUAUGCACUAUGGUGGAAAUCCGAUGCAAUCGAUGCAACAACAAACGUCGUCAGGUAGAUAUGCAUAA